Messenger RNA from Eurytemora carolleeae, 1834 nucleotides. RefSeq names its product nuclease EXOG, mitochondrial. The coding region runs from base 41 to 1495 and encodes 484 amino acids. Lineage: Eukaryota; Metazoa; Arthropoda; Copepoda; Calanoida; Temoridae. Gene Ontology annotation, molecular function: nucleic acid binding; RNA endonuclease activity; single-stranded DNA endonuclease activity. The record is from RefSeq and is a predicted model, not a curated record. Gene Ontology annotation, biological process: apoptotic DNA fragmentation. The transcript is spliced from 13 exons. Gene Ontology annotation, cellular component: mitochondrial inner membrane; nucleus.
AGUUUAACGCUUGAUUCACUUCUAUAAGAGAUGAUUUAAAAUGUCGGUUCAUGGAUUGAGAACACUUCUGCUGGGUGGAGUGGGAGGGGCAGGGGGCGUUCUGCUCUCCAGAUAUAUUCUCCCGGAUUCUGCCUAUACAGAGGAGACAAAGAAGAUUUCUACUCCUAUCUUUACGCCCUCUGAUCACGCCCCUCCGUUGUCCACACCUUCUGUAUCCGCCCCUCCUUUGGCCACGCCAUCUGUAUCCGCCCCUCCUUUGGCUUCGCCAUCUAUCCCUGCCCCUCCUCUGACCACGACCUCUGUUCCCGCACCUCCGGUGUCCACGCCCUCUCCAAGAUCAGAUCCCCAACUCCAUACUAGUUUAAAGUACGGUGUUCCCAGCUCAGGGUUCCAAACUAUUCUGCAGUAUGAUAAUCAUGUAUUGGAGUUUGAUCCAGUUCGAAGAGUGCCGAAGUGGGUUGCGGAGCAUGUUAGUCAGAGCAAAGCAUUUGGGGAUAUAGCAAACCGUAAACUGGCCAGGUUUGAUCCUGAUCCUACUAUACCAGUUCUUUACACUUCACAAAAUAAAGAUUUCUGGGGUUCUGGUUGGUCUAGAGGUCACAUGGCUCCAGCUGGCAAUAAUAAACAUUCUCAAGAAGCCAUGAAUCAAACAUUUUAUUUAACUAAUAUUGUACCACAGGAUUUGGACAACAAUGGUAAUUACUGGAACCGUCUUGAGAUUUAUUGCAGGGAACUUACUAAACUUUAUUCAGAUGUUUAUAUUAUCUCAGGUCCACUAUGGUUGCCUGAGACUGAAGAUCAGGAAGAUAAAAGAAUAUUAUCCAUUGUAUUGGAGUCUAAAUCUCAACAAUUGAUAAAUGUUAACAAUCCGGGGAAUACUGAAGCAACAACAGAAACUCUACCGGAAGCAGUUCCACCCGUAAAAACCCCGCCCAAUAAUCGGCCACCUAGACGGCCGAAGAAAUUUGUAAAAUAUGAAGUAAUUGGAGAAAACAAUGUUGCCGUUCCAACACAUCUUUUUAAGAUAAUUCUGAUAGAAGAUCCUCAACUAGAGAAACCUCUUCUUGGAUCUUUCAUUAUCCCGAACAAACCGGUUCAGGAUGUGCAUUUGGCAGAUUUCGAGGUAGAGAUGAAUGAAAUUGAAAAACAUGUCGGAGUACGAUUCCAUCCAGAUUUAGAUUUGUCCGGUGUAGGCCGGUUAUGUGUCGCCGAGGGUUGUCGUCUCAAUAAUUACAAAGUUUUCCAAGAAUUCUUCUGGAAGCGUCGUCUUUCCUCACCCUGGAGUCUAGGAAACCUUGAGAGGGAUUGGAAGGAUGUUUGUAAAAGAGGAUUGAAUUCUACAAACCUAGAAGAAAUAUACUUGGAGAAGAAGAAAGAAUUCUUGAAUAAACUUAUUCCGGCUCCGGAUCCGGCUCUGGCUCCGACCUCAGUAUUAGAACAAGAAACACAAGGAGAAGCGACCCCAGAAAACCCCCGGGCUGCAGCCGCAGCGUAAUUGAUAUUAAAAAGUUUCAAGUUUGUCUCGUUUAUCCUGUGAUAUGAAAUCUGUGUUAUUUUCCAUGAACAAUUAUUCAGUUCUGAAUUGCAUUAAUGUACAACUAUGUAUUUAGUGAGAAUGAAGCGAGACCGAAAUGAAUUGUCAGGCAAUGUUAGCGAUUGAAAGUGUUCAAAUUUUAGCAAAAGAUAUGAAUUAAUUGUUAAAGAGAGGUAAUUCAACGAAUUCUGGUAUUGGUAGCCAACGAAAAUGGAGGCAAACAAUAAGUACGUUUGAGAACUUGAUAAUGUAAUGAACAACGUUGUUAAGCACUAUUUGGUUAUUGUUUAUUAUUUCAGA